UUUCGGCGUUAUUUAAUAUGUUUAUUAUUUUAACAACUGUACGUUGGGUUUUGUUUUUGCAGCCAAUAGCUGAUCAGAACGUGGUGACGUUACGCUGUUUGCCUUCUUUCUCCCUACCUUCUGUAAGACCAUGUCUCUGCCAAUGAUUGGGUUCACGGCCCUGCCCCACGUCGGAGGGAUUCUUGGUGGCUUCAUCAGACGCAGGGAGGUCUACACCUGGUACGCAAGCCUGAAGAAACCCUCAUGGUGCCCACCGAACGGAGCGUUCCCUGUGGUGUGGACGAGUCUUUACACAGGGAUGGGGUAUGGAUCCUACCUAAUUUGGAAAGAGCUUGGGGGUUUCACUGAGGAUGCAGUGGUUCCGAUGGGACUUUAUGGGCUGCAGCUCGCUCUGAAUUGGGCAUCAGUUCCUCUUUUCUUCGGUGCACACAGCCAAAAAUGGGGUCUAAUUGAGAUCGUGCUUCUGGAUGGGGCGAUUGGAGCCACCAUGUUGUCUUGGUAUCCCAUUAACAGCACCGCCUCUCUGCUCUUAGCGCCAUAUCUGGCUUGGAUGUGUUACACCACCGCCAUCCGUUACUGUAUAUGGAGAGACAACCCUAAUAAAAAAGAGUAGAGUACAGUUUACAGUAUUUUUCUAGGUCAUUUCUGUACAACCAAUCAGCAUGUGUAACCUAAAAAAUAAUUAGUUUUUUCUACCAAAUUACAUGAUAGUCUGAUUCUAAAAGCAAUGAUUGAUGGGUUUUUUUUUCUGUGUGGUAAGGGCAGCUAUGAGGUAGUCAGCUUCUAAAAACUAUUAUUAUGGUAUUACUGAGAAAAUUAACUAUGUACCUCCAGCUGUUAAUCAAUUUUAUUUACUUAUUUAAUCCUGUACUGUCACUGGGCACAGGACAGGGUACACCAAGGACAGGUCACACUCACCUUCGCACACACAGGAGCAGCUUAGAAACUUUGUAAAUUUCUUAGAAGCUAUCUAAUUAAAUCAGAUCGUUUUUAUUUUGAGUAAUGUGUAGGCUAAUUUGAACUUAAACUACGAAUGUCCAAAAUUAUUGAGCAACAGAAACCUUGUAUCUAACAGGCUCCAUUGUAACUGGUUUGGAAUGCUCUUCUUUCUAUGUAAUUUACAUGUUUGUUUCUGCAAAGUUUUUUCUGGUAAUACUCUUGACCAGCAACUUGAGCUUUUUGUUUUUUAGCCCCAGAAAAAUUUAAUAAACUGAAGUGCCUGGACGAGAGACGUUUGCUAAAAGGCUUUUGUCUCAUCUCUGUACUCUUUUCAGUCAUGAAUUAUUGAAUAAAACCGUGCCACAUAAAGUUU
This is a messenger RNA of Poecilia latipinna (sailfin molly), 1312 nucleotides long. RefSeq names its product translocator protein-like. The transcript is spliced from 4 exons. The record is from RefSeq and is a predicted model, not a curated record. Bases 131 to 613 code for a protein of 160 amino acids. Gene Ontology annotation, cellular component: mitochondrial outer membrane. Lineage: Eukaryota; Metazoa; Chordata; Actinopteri; Cyprinodontiformes; Poeciliidae.